Messenger RNA from Pocillopora meandrina, 343 nucleotides. Lineage: Eukaryota; Metazoa; Cnidaria; Anthozoa; Scleractinia; Pocilloporidae. The record is from the annotation of a GenBank genome assembly.
AUGGUAUUUGGCCUAUAUGCAACAGCAAAUUAUAUGCAAACUCCUUGGUAUAUGCGCCAAAGCCUGUAUGAAGAAAGGUAAACUGACCUCAGCUGGAAACAUAGUAAUAGAUGAAGACACAGAAUUGCAAGAGUUGGACCAGGAAAGGAUAUACAAAUGCCUGGGUGUAGAUGAGAGUGAUGGUAUCCAGCAAAGCAAAUUGAAAGAGAAGAUAAGAAACGAAUACAAUAGGAGAGUCAAAUUGAUCCUAAAAACUGAGCUCAAUGGAAGAAUCCAAGUAGAAGCUAUCAAUAGUCUUGCAGUCCUAGUUGUGUCAAAUAGACUGGAAAAUUUCCGAACUUAA